Suillus subalutaceus is the source of this 873-nucleotide messenger RNA. RefSeq lists its product as uncharacterized. The record is from RefSeq and is a predicted model, not a curated record. Lineage: Eukaryota; Fungi; Basidiomycota; Agaricomycetes; Boletales; Suillaceae. The transcript is spliced from 15 exons. The coding region runs from base 1 to 873 and encodes 290 amino acids.
AUGUCAGUCUCGGACCCCUUCGGUUUGCAGUUAGCCAAGUACACUAAUGUCGCUGCAUCAGCAAUCCUAAUUUAUGACUACUUUGUCACCUUACACUCUGAAGUCCAAUGGGCCUGGGGACGGAAGUGGGGAAUCAUUCGGAUUGCCUUCACGAUUUCACGAUAUGUACCUUUUGCUGGUGCACUUAUGACUUCGUACUCCGCUGUCAAGACAUGGGGCACGCAAGAUUGCGCACCUUUUAACGAUGCCGUAAAUGGCAUACAUUUUUUGGGCAUCAUCGCCUCGGAAGGUUUAUUGAUUUCUAGGGUCUACGCCUUCUCUGGCAACAAAAGGGCUUAUCUUAUCACUCUUCUUUCCUUUGGUUUGGCGAUCUUGGUGACGUCUGUGAUUCUAAGUGCUGCCCCCAUCAAUUUCAAUAUCCCAGAACCAGUCACGCCGCCUUGUGUGUUGGAGGGGGCUCGUAGUAGUGCCAUCCCAUAUGGACUCUUGAUGUUAUUCGAGAUAGCUCUCAUGUCCACUACUGCAAUUUUGAGAUAUCGACACUAUCUGGAUUCUCAUAGUGUGCUGGUGAAGAAUAUUUAUCGUGAUGGACUACUCUACAUGUUCUGCAUCAUGAUGAUAUCUACAGCCAAUGUCAUCGUUAUCGCUGCGUUGCCUAUCUCGUACAGCGAGAUGCUAAACACACCUCAGAUUGUAGCGCACAGUGUUCUUGCUUCUCGAAUACUAUUCAAUCUUCAAGUAAGCAGGGAGGAACCGCUCUUGCACACCUACCGAUCGACUAAGGCUAAUGCAAUGGAAUUACUAUCCCGUCCACAUGAAUUCCAAGCGCGGUCUAGAGGCAGUGUGACAGCUUGUGAGCCAGAUGAAGCUUAG